AUGAGGAAUCAAACAGAACUGAGUGAGUUCAUUCUGCUGGGAAUACCCCAGACCCAGGGACUGGAGACUGUGCUGUUUAUCAUCUUCUUGUUCAUCUACCUCUUCACCUUGCUCGGUAAUUUACUCAUCCUCAUAGCCAUCAUCUCUUCCACUACCCUUCAUACCCCCAUGUACUUCUUCUUGGCACUUUUAUCUAUUUUUGAUAUGUGUUUCCCUUCUGUAACUUGUCCCAAGAUGCUUUUCUAUCUGUCUGGUCAGAGCCAGACCAUCUCUUAUAAAGGAUGUGCUGCACAGCUCUUCCUUUAUCAUUUCCUGGGUUGUACAGAAGGUUGCCUCUACUCUGUGAUGGCUUAUGAUCGCUUUGUGGCCAUCUGCCACCCACUGAGAUAUACUCUGAUCAUGAAACCUGAGGUCUGUGUGGGUUUGGUCAUGGGGGCCUGCUUGAUAGGUUGUCUUGAUGCAACCAUACUGACCUUCUUUACCUUUCAGUUAACCUACUGUGGUCCCAAUCAGAUCGACUACUUCUUCUGUGACAUUCCUGCUGUCUUACCCCUGGCUUGUGCUGACUGCUCCCUGGCCCAGAGGGUGGGUUUUACUAAUGUUGGCCUUUUGGCUUUAAUACUUUUGCUCAGUAUCUGUGUCUCUUAUACUCGUAUUGGGAUUGCCAUUUUGAGGAUCCGUUCAUCAGAAGGCAGACAGAAAGCUUUCUCCACCUGCAGUGCUCACCUCACUGCCAUACUCUGUGCUUAUGGACCUGUAAUCAUUGUAUAUCUUCAGCCUACACCUAAGCCCUUGCUUGGUGCUGUGGUGCAAAUAUUGAAUAAUCUUGUUUCACCAAUGCUGAACUCAUUAAUCUAUUCUUUAAGGAACAAGGAAGUUAAAAAGUCCCUGAAAAGGGUGUUCAAUAAUAUAGUAUUUAUUGUUCUGAAAUAA
Molecule: messenger RNA, 933 nt
Organism: Echinops telfairi (small Madagascar hedgehog)
Lineage: Eukaryota; Metazoa; Chordata; Mammalia; Afrosoricida; Tenrecidae
Product: olfactory receptor 148-like
Exons: 1
Coding region: 1-933 (310 amino acids)
Biological process (GO): G protein-coupled receptor signaling pathway
Cellular component (GO): membrane
Molecular function (GO): olfactory receptor activity; G protein-coupled receptor activity
Source: RefSeq, a predicted model, not a curated record